Molecule: messenger RNA, 150 nt
Organism: Saprolegnia parasitica CBS 223.65
Lineage: Eukaryota; Oomycota; Saprolegniomycetes; Saprolegniales; Saprolegniaceae
Exons: 2
Coding region: 1-150 (49 amino acids)
Source: RefSeq, a predicted model, not a curated record
AUGGAGGACAAGACCAAGCCGUCGCUCCGGUCGGUCAUCAACAACCUGCAGUCGUGCUUGGACGAGAUGCUGCCGGACCAGCUGCGCAACGAGUCGGCGACCGUCUUCCAGCAGCACCUCGCGAGCCAUCCCUUUGGCAUGGACCCAUGA